AUGAACGUGAGCGCGUUACGGCGACAGCCCAAGGCGAACGCCACAGUUAUAGAGAAGGUCGGGACGGAGAAGGAUGCAAACUUCCUUGCAUUCCGGUUGUUGAACAAGCGGGCGCGUGUAAGGAUCUCACCCGAGGCGCAUAACCUCCAACCGUUCCCAAGCAAGACCCAUCUCCUUGUAGUUGCAAACUCGAAGGGAUGGUUUGCUGCUGUAGUCCGAGCAGCGGGUGGCCAGAUCCACCUCAUCUUUUCCCCCUUGUCAGACUUACGCGCCGCCUUUGCGUCUACGAGUCAUAGUGAAGAGAAUGAAAUCAUUUUUACGUCCAAGCGUACUCUGCCUCUGGGCAGCGCGACUCUCGACUUCCUCGUUCUUGCCGCCAAUGACAACAGACUACUGGUCUCUAUCCUUGGAGGGCCUAUCCUAGUCUACGACACGGCACGGCUGUUCACCGAAGGGUCUGACCCGGUAGAUCCCCUGCAUCAGUUCGCCCCGACAGUCGCUACUCCAGUCAGACAGAUUGUUGCGAACCCUGGAGACAACCCUGAGCUCGUCGCUGUUCUGAGACAACCGGAUGGGAAGCCCGAGAGCCAAUUGGUUGACAUGUUCGACGUACUGCAGCUCCAGAGUGUGGGCGGUUGGAAGUGGGGUUCCACGCCGGAGACUACUCCUACAGCUUUGGCUUGGUCGCCCAAAGGAAAACAACUAGCCAUAGGAUUGGAAAAUGGUGAUAUAUGCUCGUUCAGUCCUUCAGCAACUGCGUUAGUCAAGACCAGGAUACCGAAGCCCCCAGCCGCUCAGAACCCGAGCGUAUUGAGCGCGACGUGGCUCAGUAAUCCUACUUUCAAUGCAGUGUACGCUCCUGCUGGCGCUCGUCUUCCUCCAGACGCCCCACAGAGCCAUCUGAUCGUAUCAAUGGACUCCAAGACCAACACCGUUACGACCUUCGAGUUGAACAACCCUUACUAUCCUUUCCCGGGAAAUCGGCCGCCUGGCCCAUACACUCUCGUCCUGAGGAACUGGGACCCCACGAAGUUCCUGCUCAUCAUGGGCGACGGCUCGUCAUCUGAUAUAGGUGUGAUAGCCUGUAUGCCGGACGAAGCCAAUGCAGCGCAAGAGGCCUGGUACAACUUGUCCCUGGACGAAAAUGCUACUCCAAGUAUGCCUCUGGACAAGGACAUGGAAGAUACUACUCUCGUCGGUCUGGAUCUGGAUCUGACGAACACCGAUUCCUUCCGCAGCACCAAAGCUUCGGGGGAGGCCUUCGAGGUAGCACCUCCGCCAAUCAUGUUGGCUUAUGCCAACGAUGGCACGAUUCAAGCGUGGUUUAUAGUCAACUCUGAGGGCCUCGCCUACCCUGGAAUGGUCAACGCAAGUACUGCCGGGGCUGCAGCUCCGAGCGUCUCGGCGCCGGCCUUGCAGACCAGAGACAUAUCCAUGAGUUCGGGGACGCAGCCAAACACCCCUGUGGCUGCUUUUGGCCAGGGUACGCAAGCGCAAUCAGCUUUCGGACAGACCUCCGCUCCUCCAGCACAGCCGGCGUUUGGACAGACAUCCACUCCUGCAUCACAGUCAGCGUUCGGUCAGACAUCAACUCCUGUAUCGCAGCCGGCGUUCGGGCAGACAUCUGCCUUUGGACAGUCAAACAAACCAUCGACUACCUCAGCCUUUGGAGGCUCCGCUUUCGGAUCCGGCUCGACUUUUGGUUCAGGGCCCUCGACAGCUUCGAAUGCGGGUCAAGCAACGUUCGGACAAACAGGAUUUGGCUUCGGUGCAAACCAAUCAGCGGCCCCGGCUGCCCCUCCCCUCACGUCGACACCGUCCAUGUCAAUGUCUGAGCCUGGCGAUGCCUUGGGUGGGCUCUCGCUAGGCGGUCCGACCAAUGAAAAGCCGGAAACAAAGUCGUCAUCUGUAUUCGGUUCUAGCGCCCCGUCGAGUGUUUUCGGUCAGCCCUCUACGCCCAACCAAUCGAGUGCUGCACCUUCUGCGUUCUCACCAGGUAACAAUGCAUUCAGUUCCCUGAAGCCCGCAACUGGCUUCGGUGCGUUCUCUGGGUUUGGGUCUCAGCCAGGCUCCUCCCCCUUCUCGUCCACAUCACCGUCUGAUACGAUAAAGCCGGCAUCUGGGUUCGGCGCUUUCUCCAACCUUGGCUCGCAGCAGACUUCACCUGCUACCCCGAGCGCUACAGACGCUGCGAAACCUUCACCUGCUUUUGGAUCUAGUGGAUUUGGCACGAAACCCUCCCCCGCGUUUGGUCAGUCCGGGUUUGGCCAACCUUCGACGUUCGGAAAGCCGAGCCUUGGUGGAAGUCCGGCCCCCGCUGCAACUACUACGAGCGCCUUUGGCUCCAGUGGCGGGGGAUUUGCAGCAUUUGCACAGAGCGGGACGAGUUCGUUCGGCUCUGCGUUGAAGCAAACGGGAUCACCGUCCGCUACGGGUUUCGGGGCUGCAAAGACCGAGCCUUCGUCGACAGCAAGCGCCUUUGGGAGUGGAGGAGGGACCGGUACCACCAGUUCAGUCUUUAGUAAACCCAGCCCUAGCUCUCCUUCGGUAUUUGGACAGCCGGCCCAGGAGACGUCUAGCACACCCGCGCCCGAGCCAGAGAAAAAGGCGACAGUACCGCCGGCGUUGGCUAGCCCUCCGUCAUCUCCUACGUCUCCGACCACGGAGCUCGCACCGCCGUCAACACCGACACACAGCACUGGAGCCUUCAGUCAGCUCAAAUCGAGCCCUUCAUCGUUCAUCCAGCCCGGCCACGGAUUUGGCAUGACCUCGAAGUCAGAUUCGCCCUUCCUGCAGCCCAAGAAGCCUGUCGAAGGAUUCGCAGCUUUGUCCAAACCGGCUGGUAGCUCUACUCCCUCCACACCGCAAAAGCCUGGUGCAUUGGCGUUUGGCGCGCCUUCACCUCUAGGAGCCGCGAAGCCAGUGUUCGGCCAAUCGUCCCUGGGCCCUUCCACUACGCCGGUCAGCACUCCCAAGGCCGCCCCUGCCACACCCUCAGCAUCCUUGACAAAUAACGCGUUCAGUGCUUUCAGCGGGAGUUCUGGUGGUUUUAGCGCUUUUGCUGGCGGAAACAAGUCGUUCAGCUCCUUACUUCGUGAAAGCAAAGAAGACAUUGCCUCUCCAUCCUCCAAGCCACCGGUAUCUGUCUUCGGCGCGCCUCAUAAGGCUCCGUCGAAAGAGACCAGUGCUAGUUCUAGCACUACACCCGUCUCUGCCGCUCGGACGCCACGCGCGUCCGCGGAGGGCGAUGAGUCGGACGAAGAAAAGGGCACUCCCAAGCCGUCGGAGAAGUUCUCGGAGGAAACUCUGACGAACCAGGAGCCGCUCAAGUUGUCCGAUCUAUCCAAGGAGCCAUCUCUCGGUAGCUUGUCUCUGGGUGAAUUGUCUCGAGAUUCGUCUUUCGUAGACGUUGGACGCACGUCUGAAGACGAGGAGCAGGGCCCAGGUAAGUCACCGGGAUCGGAGCAUACAGGUGACGAGGAGGAUGCUGUCUCGUUCCUCUCUGAAGAAUUUUCAGAAGAUGGUGCUCAGGAAGAAGGGGAGACGCAACCUGGUAGUGAGCCCGACGGUGAAGGAGAACAAGAAGGGGAGGAGGAAGAGGAAGAGGAGGAAACAGAAGAAGAGGAAGAGGAAGAAGAAGAAGCUGAAGAGGAAGGUGAAGAGGAAGAAGGGAAAGAUGUGGAGAAAGACGCGUCCCCUGCGCAGGACCAGCCUUCUGCUGAAGGAAGUAGCCCAGUUCUACCGGCAACACCCAAACAAGCGUCAAGAUCUCCAUCCACUACGCCGAAAGCUGAAGUGCCCAUUAUCCGACAGUCUCCCCCCAGCACUCCGCCCACUCCAGGAGACGGUCCCCGGACGACUGCUGCUCCGGGGGGGAGCACCACUCCCACAAGAUCGCCUGCCAAGGAUGUUGCGCUGACCCCGCCCUCCCAGCCUCCGUUGGCUGCACCCAUACCUGUCUCGCCUUCACCUGCGACGACCCCGCUGUCGUUGGGCCUCGGUAAGCCUUCGACGCGACCGGUCCGUAGUUCACCGCUCGCGCGGCCGCCUGUUACCACACCUGAUGACGAAACGGAGGGCGCCGCCAAGGUCGCUUCACCUGUCUUUGGUACGAAACCGACUACGCCUUCUCAGGCUCCUGCUCCUCCAGCUUCGCCGAAACCCGACACGGUGGCAGCUGAAGGUCCUGCUCCAAAAUCUAGACCGAAGACGCCACCGCUGUUGAACAUGUUUGGCGGUCCUUCCAAACCGCCUAGCGUGCUUCCCGGCUUCACGACGCCUCCGCCCUCGGCGCCUUUGACUACACCAGGAUCGUUCAAGCUUCCACCGGGUCCUCUCUUCCCACCGCCUUCUCCUACCCUAUUCAGCUCUAAGCCCGCUACUCCAGCCACCCCGGCUACUCCAGCUACACCUCCUCCCAUUAAGCCAGCAGCCGGGGGCGGUUUGUUCGGUGGUGCCAAGCCGACACCCCCGCUCUUCAACGCUCCUCCAUCACAGCCGUCUCCAUUCAAAGUUCCAGCACCAAAAGAGCCGAGCGUAGAGGCUGGGAUGCAGGCCGAGUGCAUGCACCUCUUUGCUACACUUGCUAAAGAACUAGAGGAUCUGCGCGCCUUGGCACAGCAGGUGAGCGGGAAAACGGCUGCGCUGAGCAAGUCGACCGGCGCCACGCCGGGUGGAGUGACUUUCAGCGACAUCGGGCGGUUGAAGCAGAAGGUCAAGGAUCUUGAAAAGGACCUUGCCGAACUGCGGACGAGGAAGAAGACGUACAGGCAAUCCAUUCACGAGCUGGAGAGCAAUCUGCUCAAAGGUACUACCAAGCGAGAGGAGAUUGCACGCUUCAGCCGAGCAAGCUCUGAUCCGGAGUUCGCGAAAGCAUUGAGAAUCAGGUCUCUCGGCCCGGAAUACACGGAGACUCAAAGUCAGUUACGAAGGAAUAUCAGGGCUCUGCGCGACCGUAUUGAGAAAUUGGAGGACCAUAUCAAGUCCGCCAAGAAGAGGGUGCGCGAGUACAAGACAGGCAAACCAGCCCUGAGAGCUCCUUCCCUCGACACCAUCCACAGAACAUAUCGCAACAUCGACACAGCGCUCGACCAACAAGCCAUCGAGAUCGCCUCGCUCGCGUCCAGAGUCACGAACCUGAAACUUGACAACCGCGGGCGACGUCUAAUGCUCCGCCGACUGCCCAGCGACACGCGCGGCGCGCCCAAGAAGCCGGCCAACGUCGCGCCGAACGUGGCGGUCGCGACGGCGGCGGCGCUCAACGCGGAGCGGUCCGCGCAGCGGCUGAAGCGCGCGCUGCUCGCGGUGCGCAAGGAGCCGCUGCUGAACAGGCAGGCGGUCGAGGCGCCGGCGCUCGUCGAGACGCGCAAGAAAGAAGUGCCGCUGGCGAUCACUGGUGCGGCUCCGCUCGCUCUGGGCCCGCCGAAGCCGUUCGACUUGGGCCCGCUGCCGCAGCUGGAGCUCAAGGCGGAGCCGGUGGUCCUGCCCGAGUGGUCGCUCCCGCCGCUGGACGACAGCGGCGUGGCCUCGCCGUCGCAUCGGGAGCGCCAGCGCGGGGUGGCGGGCAAGUACCACAUGAAGUCCGCGCCGCUGAAGAAGAGCCCCGCGCCGGCUGCGAGCGCGUCCCCGCCGGUGAAGUUUGACUGGGGCCCGCUGCCGGGGGUGCAGCCCAAGGCGAUGCUGUCGGCGGAUGUGAGGCCCGAGGGGGCGAAGGGGAAGGAGAGGAGCGCGAGCCCGGCGAUGGAGGGCUCGUGGGUGUUGGAUGGGUUUCAGGGUAAAUGA
This is a messenger RNA of Gloeophyllum trabeum ATCC 11539, 5781 nucleotides long. RefSeq lists its product as uncharacterized. Gene Ontology annotation, molecular function: protein binding. The transcript has 8 exons. The record is from RefSeq and is a predicted model, not a curated record. Lineage: Eukaryota; Fungi; Basidiomycota; Agaricomycetes; Gloeophyllales; Gloeophyllaceae. Bases 1 to 5781 code for a protein of 1926 amino acids.